Molecule: messenger RNA, 2016 nt
Organism: Rosa rugosa (rugosa rose)
Lineage: Eukaryota; Viridiplantae; Streptophyta; Magnoliopsida; Rosales; Rosaceae
Product: sugar transport protein 10-like
Exons: 3
Coding region: 377-1939 (520 amino acids)
Biological process (GO): monosaccharide transmembrane transport
Cellular component (GO): membrane
Molecular function (GO): monosaccharide transmembrane transporter activity
Source: RefSeq, a predicted model, not a curated record
GACCAAAUUGAAUUCACAGGCCUCUUUCUUUUCUUUGGUUUGUUUAGGGUUAAACAAAGAUUCGAAGAAGAUUCACUUUGGCAGAUCAUAGUGGAAAAUUUCUUUUGAAAGAUCCAUGCCAAAGAAACUGCUAUUUUACUCACUUAAAUUGUUAUGGGCGAUUGACCAAAAAAUAAUUGUUGUGGGGGUUUUCUAGCUCCAGUGUUGGGAGCAUUUGCCCCCAUUGCUUGAUUCUUUAGCUUUCGUGAAUCCUUCUGGUUCUGGGGCCGUAAGCUCCAGUACUAUGAGCAUUUACCCCUACAUCCAUGGCAAGAAUCCGGUUUUGACUCGUAGCCUUCUUUGAUCAGAAGAAAGUAAAAAAAUUGUUUGUAAGGAGAUGGCAAGAUUCAAAAGAAAAGUUGUUAUUAUAGAUGGGGUGAGGCAAGAUGAGGGCACCAUCACCAACUAUAUGUUGGUGGCAUGUAUGGUUGCUGCCAUGGGUGGUCUCAUUUUCGGUUAUGACUCAGGAGGGGUGGCUUCAAGGGAAUUCUUCCUGAAGAAGUUUUUUCCAGCCUUAUUCCCGAUAGACAGUAAUGAAAAGAAUCACGCCAACCUAUACUGCAAAGAACACAGAAAACAGUACAUAAAUUUGUUCACUUCUUCUAUCUACAUAGCGGCAUUGGUAGCUUCCUUGAUUGCUUCAUCUGUAACCAGGUACUGUGGCCGAAACGUCUCCAUGUGCCUUGCUGGACUUAUCUACUUGGUCGGCGUUAGCAUAAGCACAGGUGCAAUCAACUUCACAAUGCUUGUCAUAGGUCGAAUGUUUAUCGGUGUAGGAGUAGGUUUUGGCAUUCAAUCAAUUCUAAUCUAUCUUUCAGAAAUGGCUCCACCAAAUAUUAGAGGAGCUAUUAACCAAAUUUUCCAACUGAACGUAACAGUUGGGAUAGUAGUGGCGAAUUAUGCGAACUAUUUGACUGCUGAUAUAAAGGGUGGAUGGGGAUGGAGAAUUGCUUUGAGUAUCGCAAUUAUCCCAGCACUAAUGCUUGGUGUUGGGUCUCUCUUCCUACCUAACUCUCCCAAUUCUAUGCUUGAAAGAGGCCAAUCUGACAAGGCCAAAGAGUUGUUACAAAAACUACGCGGCGAUAGUGAUGUGGAUCAGGAAUUUCAGGACCUAGUUUUUGCAUCCGAGGUUGCGAAAAAGGUAGACAAUCCGUGGAAGGACAUAAUGAAGCCAAGAUAUAGGCCUUACCUUGUCAUGUGCAUUCUUAUUCCAUUUUUCCAGCAGUUCUCUGGCAUUAAUGCCAUCAUGUUCUAUGCACCUCUUCUCUUCAGGGCUCUAGGCUUCGGUGAGAAGGCUUUGAUGCUGUCUUCGGCCAUCACUGGAGUUGUUAAUGCCGUUUCCACUUGUGUUUCUAUUGCCUUGGUUGACAGUAGUGGGAGGAGGCCUUUGCUCAUUGUAGGUGGUAUUCAAAUGUCUAUUUGUCAGGCAGCAAUAGCAACCUUUAUCGCCGCCAAGUUUGGAGUCUCGGGUCUGGGGGCUUUAACAAAAAGCGAAACGGAUUUGAUGGUAGCGCUCAUUUGCUUCUAUGUAGCAGCAUUUGCAUGGUCUUGGGGUCCUUUGGGUUGGUUAGUACCAAGUGAGAUCUGCCCAUUAGAGAUCAGAUCGGCAGCUAAUGCUCUCAAUGUCUCUGUGAACAUGCUUUUCACCUUUGUGAUUGCUCAAUCUUCCUUUCUUAUGUUUUGCCACCUCAAGUUUGGCCUCUUCUAUCUCUUUGCCGGCUUCUGCGUGAUCAUGACCGUCUUUAUAUACUUCUUCCUGCCGGAGACCAAGCACGUCCCAAUUGAAGAUAUGAACUCAGUGUGGAAGGAGCAUUGGUUCUGGGGGAAGUAUAUCCCCGACGAUGCUCUUCCUGACCGUAACGCAUUUCGGAAUCUCCAUGUAGACUACUCUAAUUAUUAGGCUGUACAUUUUCUCUUGCUAGGAAUUAAUCAGAGUUCUAUAGUUCAUAUAUUGAUUUUGACAGUUUAUUUGUUUGA